AUGCCGAGCAGCGUACGGCCAAUCGUUCUCCAUCUCGGAGACCCCAUCCGGUACAACCCAGAUUUAUACAAGGAGUUGGAGCAGAUAGCAACAGUCAUCAGGCCGGCAACUGAAGAGAGGCAAAGGGAGGCAUUUCUGCAGGCUUUGAAAGAGAAAAGAUGGGGCGAUUUCUCAGCCAUUCUUCGCCCCUUCUGGAAUUCUGGCGGCGAAAUGGAUCGUUGGGAUAGCGAGUUGAUUCCUCUUCUACCGGCCUCCGUGAGACUGUUUGCAUCAGCAGGUGCUGGAUAUGAUUGGGUAGAUGUUGAUGUUCUGGCAGAAGCCGGCAUUGUCUAUUGCAAUGGAGCAACAGCAUCGUCCGAGGCAGUUGCUGACAUGGCUCUGUACCAUAUUAUCUCGGUUUUUCGCAAAAUGCAGUGGUCGAACAUCGGGGGUUGCAGCGGCGACCCGGAGAUGUUCAUGAACGCACACAGAAACAAUAGCGAAACGGCACAUAAUCCAAAAGGACACUUGCUUGGUAUCGUUGGGUUCGGUAACAUUGGGUAUCGAAUAGCCCAGAAGGCGUAUGCGGCUUUUGACAUGAAAAUUGCAUAUGUCGACCCUGUCCCCAAGCCAGCGGAACAGGAAGCAGCUGUAGGCGCCAAGCGAUAUCAUAAUCUUGAUGCGCUGCUGGCCGUAUCGGACUGCGUGGUGAUAUCCGCCCCGGGGGGUGCAGAGGGUGGCAAAGCUCUCAUAGAUUCAGCGCGCCUCGCAAGGAUGAAAGAUGGUUCACGUUUGGUGAAUGUCGGCCGUGGUAACUUGGUGGAUGAGGAGGCGUUGGCAGAUGCAUUGGGAUCAGGUCAUCUUACUGCGGCAGGCUUGGAUGUGCACAACAACGAGCCCUACGUCAAUCCACGCCUACUAGCUAUGAGAGAUGUCAGUCUGACUUGUCAUACAGCUGGAGGUGCCGUCGAGACCCGAGCCGGCUUCGAAGAACUUGCGAUAAGGAAUGUCAUGCACGCCAUUUUGGGCAAGGACCCGUUGACGCCGUCUAACACCCGACGGGACACGGGCGAGGACACUGGGCCAUCCAUAAUCGGCAAUAAAGCAUUCGAUAUAACGUGGCAGGCCAGAAUGACAGGCAACGUGUAUGUAAGCGGCACACAGAAGGCGGCCGACCAUGAGUUGGAGGAAAAGCUCGGCAAUACCGCUGUCUUCGAAGCCAAACAAGCUACAAAUGACGAACACGCGCAGACUCUGAGUCAGGCCUUCAGCCAAAACCGCCCAGCAGUGCUCUGGUCGGUCUUGAUAUCUUUGUCGAUCGUUAUGGAAGGGUACGACACCAUCCUCAUGGGAAAUUUCUUCGCGUACCCAGAGUUCCAGAAAAAGUUUGGGGAUUGGUACGGCGGUGAUAUCGGCUGGCAAGUGUCUGGCCCAUGGCAAACUGGGCUAAACAUGGGCAGCACCGUCGGCGGAAUAUUCGGAGGUCUCCUCAACGGCUAUUUCGCUUCUAAGUUCGGAUACCGAUGGGUAUUGAUCAUCGCUAUGGCCUUCCUUAACUGCUUCAUCUUCUUGACCUUUUUUGCCACUGGGCCGCAGGUGUUGCUCGUCGGACAGAUCAUGUGCGGUCUCUCAUGGGGUGUGUUUGCCACACUGAGUCCAGCGUACGCCUCAGAGGUCUGCCCUACAAAUUUGCGUGGCUACAUGACCACGUACGUCAAUCUCUGCUGGGUGAUCGGCCAGCUCAUCGCUGCAGGAGUCCUGCGAGGGUGUCUCAACAUCGAAGGCGAGAUGGCGUACCGUAUUCCCUUCGCGAUCCAGUGGCUUUGGCCUACUCCAUUGAUGCUGGUUGCUUACCUGGCUCCUGAGUCUCCAUGGUUUCUUGUCCGAAAGGACCGCUUAGAUGAGGCGCGAAAGUCGAUCCGUCGACUAAGCGGACAGAAAACAGAGGAGCAAAUCUCUGCGCAACUGGCCAUGAUGCUGCAUACUACCAAGAUCGAGUCCGAGGUCACGAAGGGCGCAAGUUAUGUGGAUUGUUUCAAAGGUAUCGACCUGCGCCGCAGCGAAGUUGUCAUGGUUGCAUUCAUGGGUCAGAUCCUGUCCGGGAGUAGCUUUGCCUAUACACCUACCUACUUCUUCACAACAGCUGGCAUGGAUACCGCCAAGGCGUUUGAGUUAAGCUUGGGUGCGAAAGGGAUGGCAUUUAUUGGAACCGUUCUAUCUUGGUGGCUUAUCUCGCACUGGGGACGCCGACCGAUUUACGUCGUAGGAAUGGGUGUCCUUUGUGCAGUUCUCAUCAUCAUCGGAAUUCUUGAUGUAUCAGCUGGCGAGAAAAGUCUCUGGCCAUCAGGGGGCUUAUGUGUCUUCUGGCUCUUUGUGUACUCCCUAACAAUUGGGCCUAUUGCUUACAGUAUCAUCUCCGAGACUUCCUCCGUCCGGCUUCGUCCCCUAUCGGUGGUUUUGGCGCGCAAUGCAUACCAGCUGACCAACAUCGUCUCGCAAGUCUUACAGGCGUACAUGAUGAACCCAACCGAAUGGAACCUCCGAGGCCGAACCGGCUUCUUCUGGGGAUCUACUGCAUUCUGUGUUUUUGUUUGGUCCUACUUCAGGCUCCCGGAGGUAAAAGGCCGUACAUAUGAAGAAUUGGAUCUUCUCUUCUCGAAUAAAGUUCCUGCCCGACACUUCGCCAUAACUCAUGUGGAUGCCUACGCUAUAUCAUCCAACACAGAGGAGGAGAAGGCAGGGAUCAAACAGACUGCGUGA
Messenger RNA from Diaporthe amygdali, 2739 nucleotides. RefSeq lists its product as uncharacterized. Lineage: Eukaryota; Fungi; Ascomycota; Sordariomycetes; Diaporthales; Diaporthaceae. The record is from RefSeq and is a predicted model, not a curated record. Bases 1 to 2739 code for a protein of 912 amino acids. Gene Ontology annotation, biological process: transmembrane transport; carbohydrate transport. The transcript is spliced from 8 exons. Gene Ontology annotation, molecular function: carbohydrate:proton symporter activity; oxidoreductase activity, acting on the CH-OH group of donors, NAD or NADP as acceptor; NAD binding. Gene Ontology annotation, cellular component: membrane.